CUCUAUAUAAUGGACUGCUGGCAGUUUACCACUUACUUUCUGUCUCUUGUGUGGUGUAUCAUACCUGGAGAAUGAAGACCUUCGUGAAGACUUCAUCACUGUUUCUGAUGCUGUGCUGUGCUCUGCAGCUGAAUACCUCAGCUGGCACUAAAGCAAUUGUGAGCGUAAACAGUAUCUGCUGCUUUAAUGAAAUCAAUGUCAGAAUACCUCUGAAACGGCUGGAGUCUUAUUUCUGGACAAGCAGCAGUUGCCCUUUCAAACACAUUGUAUUUGUAACAGUUCCAGAUUCCAAGAAACAGAAGAAAGAAGAGAUUCAGAAGAAUCUAUUCUGCAUGGACCCUGAAUAUAAAUGGGUCCAGAGGGCCAUUAACUACUUAGACAAGAAACAUGCUUGA
Sinocyclocheilus rhinocerous is the source of this 395-nucleotide messenger RNA. Its product is annotated as eotaxin-like. The transcript has 3 exons. Lineage: Eukaryota; Metazoa; Chordata; Actinopteri; Cypriniformes; Cyprinidae. Gene Ontology annotation, cellular component: extracellular region. Gene Ontology annotation, biological process: immune response. The record is from RefSeq and is a predicted model, not a curated record. The coding region runs from base 72 to 395 and encodes 107 amino acids. Gene Ontology annotation, molecular function: chemokine activity.